Messenger RNA from Cladophialophora immunda, 1269 nucleotides. RefSeq lists its product as uncharacterized. The record is from RefSeq and is a predicted model, not a curated record. The transcript has a single exon. Bases 222 to 1130 code for a protein of 302 amino acids. Gene Ontology annotation, biological process: nuclear-transcribed mRNA catabolic process, RNase MRP-dependent; rRNA processing; tRNA 5'-leader removal. Gene Ontology annotation, cellular component: ribonuclease MRP complex; nucleolar ribonuclease P complex. Lineage: Eukaryota; Fungi; Ascomycota; Eurotiomycetes; Chaetothyriales; Herpotrichiellaceae. Gene Ontology annotation, molecular function: RNA binding.
UAUUUUUUUUCCAUCUGUGAAGUUGGGAACAUUAUAACCACAUCGAUUCCGCGAUGUGACCGCCCUAGUAUUCACCUCAGUGCCCUGCAAUUUUGACAGUUCCCAAAAUCUUUCUCCCACCUCCCUCUCUCCCUCUCUCUCUCUCUCGUUCUCUGUGGGGUUGCAGCGGCGACUCUCAUUCCAACAAGCCUGACCCGGGUUUCCGCACACUGCCAAUCGCAAUGUCCUCCGCGGCGCCGCCGCCGUUGCCAUUCUCGGUGGCGUCCGAACUCAAGGCCCUCAGACACGAGAAGCGGAAUCAGAAUCUGGCGCGGCUCCCCCCGAACGCCACCAUCCAGCGUCGGCCGUUGAACCACGCGCCCGUCGCCGACCUGCGCAGCUCGGGGGCCAAGGCGCCGAAAGUGGUCUACGUCUCGUCGCGCACGCCCGUGGUCGCGGCCAUCAAGCGGGUCAAGAAGUAUCUGGCGCACAUCGAGAGGCGCGCACUCCAGGAUGCCGGAGGACGAAGAGGAGGAGGAGGUGGUGGGGGCAGUGUGACGAAGACGCACGGGCCUGGACCAGUAAAGGCCAUUGAGCAGGCGAACGAGGCGUUGGCCAAGGACAAAGAGGAGGUACUGGUCAAGGCCAGCGGGCGCGCAAUGGCGCGGGCGCUGCGGGUGGGCGAAUGGUUUCGAACCAAGGAAAAGGACCUGCUCUGUCAGGUUGAGAUCAGGGCGGGCAACGUCAGCACUGUGGACGACAUCGUCGAGGUCGAAUUGGAAGGGGACGAAGAGGAGGAUGGCAGUGAGGGUGCUCGUGAGGAAAGUGAGAACGUGGCAGAAGGACCGCUUGAACAGGCCGAGUUUUCAACACUCCAAUGCGGCGACACGACCUUGGAGUUGUUGGGAGGCCUUGACGUAUCUACGAUGAGUUCAGCUGAGAAGAAGAGCCAGUCGUUGAUAGACGAGGCUCAACUUGGGGUGCCGGCAGAACAGAGUGCGAAUCAUGUCGGAGAGGACAGCUCCUUGCCAAAGCAAAGCCGACGAAAGAGGAAAAAGCGAAAGAGACCAAUGUACGAGGCGGAGGAUCUUCCCGAGGCACGGAUCAGGUGGAUCAAGACCGUCGAGGUUGCGAUAACUUUACAAACUUGAUGUCAUCAGUUGGCAAGACUCGGGGAUAUUGUCGAUGUCAUUCACGGCUGGGAUUGCAAUGAACAUAACCCCAGAACCAAACAUCUGUAAGAGUCAAGAAUUAUAGCCACUAAAUCAACGAUUUUGUCUGUCGCCUGAA